AUGGUUGAAGGGCAUGCCAAUAAAGAUCAGCUUCUUCUUGCGGAGACUAGCUUCUUCUUGUGGAGACUGUGGAAAGAGAGAAUUGCUACUGAUGAUAAUCUUAAGAGGAUGCAUAUCAGUCUUGUAUCAAGAUGCUGGUGUUGUGAGGAUCAUAGGCAAGAGACCAUGUCUCAUUUAUUUCUAACAUCUCCAACAGCUUUUAAGCUUUGGAAACAGUUUGCUUCUUGUGCAGGUUUAAACAUAGAAGGGCAGCACCUGCAGCAAGUCAUUACACUUUGGUGGACAGCUCCUGCAUCACACAAGUUGCAUACCAUCUUUCAAGCCAUUCCUGCAAUCAUACUAUGGGAAAUAUGGAAAAGGAGAAAUUCUAUUAAGCAUGGCAGAAAUACUACAUACAGCAGAAUGGUGUAUCAAGUUCAGCAGACCAUAUACUAG
Molecule: messenger RNA, 435 nt
Organism: Lycium ferocissimum
Lineage: Eukaryota; Viridiplantae; Streptophyta; Magnoliopsida; Solanales; Solanaceae
Exons: 1
Coding region: 1-435 (144 amino acids)
Source: RefSeq, a predicted model, not a curated record